AUGGGACUGUACAGAUGCUCAUUUCCUUUGCUGUACAUACUGUCGACUUUGAUUUGCAAUACUGUUGCAUACACUGAGGAGCCUGCAGGCAGAACGCGGAGAUCCGAUGGAUAUUGCAGGAGCUUAUGGACACAGACCAGAGGCACAAGGAGAGAUGGGCAGAAUGAGUUUCGGCUCCGGGUAGAGGGAGAUCCAGAAACUUACCAGCCCGGGAGUACAUACAGAGUGAGUUUGUAUGCCACCAGCCCACCAUCUUAUUUCAGAGGCUUCACUCUCAUUGCGCUAAAGGAAGGAAGAGAGGGAUCCACUCCUGAUGAUUAUGCCGGCAAUUUCAAGAUCAUAGAUAAAGAUGACACCCAGUUUAUGACCAGCUGCCCCCCUGCUGUGACGGAGAGUGUCCCGAGGAGACGCACCAGGAUCCAAGUGUUCUGGACAGCGCCCCCCUCUGGCAGUGGUUGUGUAAUACUUAAGGCGAGGAUUGUUCAAAGGAGGAUUAUUUACUUUCAAGAUGAGGGCUCUCUCACCAAAAGGAUGUGUGAGAAAGAGUCCGUGGGUGAGGUGCUGGAGAAGCCCAUUCAAGACUGCUGUGCUUGUGGCACUGCCAAAUACAGACUCACCUUCUAUGGGAACUGGUCUGAGAAGAUGUUUCCCAAAGACUAUCCCAGACGUGCCAACCACUGGUCCGCUCUUAUUGGAGCAUCUCACUCAAAGAAGUACAUCCUCUGGGAGUAUGGGGGCUACGCCAGUGAGGGUGUGAAGCAGGUGGCUGAGUUGGGAUCUCCUGUAAAGAUGGAAGGAGAAAUCAGGCAGAAGGGAGAUGAUGUUCUUACAGUAAUCAAGACAAAAGCACAAUGGCCCGCCUGGCAGCCACUGAACGUGCGGGCGGCUCCUUCGGCUGAGUUCUCAGUGGACCGUACACGUCACUUAAUGUCCUUCCUGACUAUGCUGGGGCCUAGCCCUGACUGGAAUGUGGGAUUGUCAGCAGAGGACCUUUGCACCAAGGAGUGUGGCUGGGUCCAGAAGCUUAUCAAGGACCUGGUGCCUUGGGACGCUGGCACUGACAGUGGGGUCACCUACGAAUCUCCCAACAGACCCACCGUGCCUCAGGAACGUAUCCGACCCCUCACCAGUCUGGACCACCCCCAGAGUCCCUUUUAUGAUCCCUCUGGCGGGCCCAUGACCCCCCUGGCCAGGGUGGUGGUAGAGAGAAUUGCCAGAAAGGGAGAACAGUGUAAUACUGUCCCAGACACCGUGGAUGAUAUCGUAGCCGAUAUUGCGCAGGAAGAUAAGGAGGAAGAUAACACGCCGGAAACGUGCAUCUACUCCAACUGGUCUCCCUGGUCAGCUUGCAGCUCAUCAACGUGCGAUAAGGGCCGAAGGAUGAGGCAAAGGAUGCUGAAAGCCCAGCUGGAUCCCGGAGUUCCCUGCCCACACACCCAGGACUUUGAGCCUUGCAUGGGACCAGGCUGCAGCGAGGAAGAACCCUCGACGUGUAUGAUGUCAGAGUGGAUUAGCUGGUCUCCGUGCAGCGCGUCCUGUGGGAUGGGUAUGAGGUCCAGAGAGAGAUAUGUCAAACAGUUCCCAGAGGAUGGCUCCAUCUGCACACUGCCCACGGAGGAGAUAGAGAAAUGUGUGGUCAACGAGGAAUGCUCUCCUAACCACUGUGUGGUGACUGAAUGGGGGGAGUGGGAGUCCUGCAGCGCCACCUGUGGGAUGGGAAUGAGACAACGGCAGCGCAUGGUGAAGAUGCCGGCCUCCAGUGGUGUGCCUUGUGCUGUGAAUCUGGUAGAACUGGAUAAGUGUAUGAUGCCUGAUUGUGAUGUUCCGGCCUGCAUGUUUUCCCCUUGGUCAGAGUGGAGUGAGUGUAGCGUGUCGUGUGGCCUGGGCAUGCGAACACGCCAGCGCAUGCUGAAGACCCCUGCGCCACCAGGCCACUGCAAUGAGGAGCUGGAGGAGGUGGAGAAGUGCAUGUUUCCAGAAUGUUCUGUAGACUGCAUGCUGUCAGAGUGGUCCGAGUGGUCAGAAUGUAACAAGUCCUGUGGAAAAGGUCACAUGAUCCGCUCACGCAUGGUGAAGCUGGAGCCGCAGUUUGGCGGUGCUCCCUGCCCCGAGACGGUUCAGAGGAAGAAAUGCAGGAUCCGCAAGUGCAAGAGAGCCAGCGAAGGCAAGAGGAAACAGAAAAAAGAUGCCGCAGAGAAGAGAAGAGGCAAACAUAACCGUGACGCCGCUCCUGAGGAGGGCACAGUCUGUAGAAUGCGCUCAUGGUCCAACUGGUCGGUCUGUACCAAGCAGUGCGGCGGGGGGAUCCAGGAGCGAGUGAUGGCAGUGAAGAAGAGAGCCAAAGGCUGCAAGCAGAAGAAAGAGAUUCGAACCUGUAAUGUUCAGCCCUGCUAG
Molecule: messenger RNA, 2394 nt
Organism: Chanos chanos (milkfish)
Lineage: Eukaryota; Metazoa; Chordata; Actinopteri; Gonorynchiformes; Chanidae
Gene: spon1b
Product: spondin 1b
Exons: 16
Coding region: 1-2394 (797 amino acids)
Biological process (GO): cell adhesion
Cellular component (GO): extracellular matrix
Source: RefSeq, a predicted model, not a curated record